UUUUGGCCACUGCUAAAUCACCGAAGUCGCUUUCGUCUGCAGUCAUUUGCUUAAAGUUAGUGAACGCGCUAAUAUCGUGUGCGUCCUGUUAUAACGCUAGUGUUGCCGUAGCUGUCUGUUGUGCCGACGAGUUGAGUGUGCUUCGAUUUUGUGAUUCUCUUCAGCUCUCUCUCUACCUACUCCUGCAAAAACUCAUACACAACUCCGAAAUAAUAACAUCUAGUAAACCAAACAUAAACAGCCAAAAAAUGCAGUCACUACGGUGCAGUUUGGGUCUUUUCCUCGUCUUUAUCAUUUGCCAGUCGUGUCUGGCGGUGCCUGCCUUGCGCGUCAAACGUCAACGAGAUGAUCUGCUCUCGCUGGAGGCGGAGAGUGCAGAUGGAAUCAAUAGCGAUUUGAAUCCUAUCAACGCAGAGGCAGUUUCAGGCGAUGAUCUCGAGCGCAACAAAAGAAAAUUACCCGAUGCGACUCUCGAAGCGAAGAAUGCAGUGCUGGGAUUUGUCUUUGGUAAAAUCGACAACUUCCUCGAUACCAAAAUACGUGUCAUCGAGCAGCUGGAUCGCGCCAACAUCGAGAAGAACAAGCAGUGGGACAUUAAGCAACCCGUGCCCAUUAAGGACUUCCAAACGCUCGUCACUGCCGUAGUCUCACCCAAAAUACGCUCGCUAGGAAAUAUUGCCAACGAUUUGACCACUGGCGUGUUGACCACAAUCACCGCUUUCAGCGGUUCUUCAGCGGGCAAUGGUAAUGCAAAUGCUGGUUUGGGUAAUAUCGUGUCGAAGUUCCUCGGCUUCUCUGGUCCUAUUCUGCAAGGCUCUGCAGCUGGUCCUGCUGGUGGCGGCACCACAGCCGCGCCGGAUUCCGACGAGGCUGGCUAUUAAGGCUACUGCAAGUGGCUGCUGUGAUGUUAACUAAAUUACGUGUAUAUAUUUAGCGACAUAUGAAAAUACAUAUGUACUUCUAUAUAUAUGUAAAUACAUUUACAAAUUCUCUUCUGGCUAUACACUUCAAUACAGAAUUAUUGUUACGCGCUGCUAACGAAAUAUCGAUCCACACACACAUUUGAGAAUGCACUUUCAUUGAGAGACACACACACACAUAUAAUUAAACACAUGUUCAAAGGCGAAGCGCGCACACAUACUCAUACAUACAUGCAUACAGCGCAUGUAAUACGUUAAAUUUCAACUUUAUUCUAUUUAACGCAGAAUGCUACAAAGCUAUCCAUAUAAACUUCGAAAGCAAUGUUUUCCUAUUAUCCUUGAAUAUACUUAUGUACAUAACGUAUAGUUUUUGUUAUACUCUCUUUAAACUCUUCUGCGUAUAUUAGUAAUUUUAUCAUGUAGGCAACCAUACUCGUUUUGAUAUUUUAAAAUUUCCAACAAUUCGAAAAAAAUAUUUUUUAUAAACUUUUUUCUUUUUUUGUAUUUUUAGUUUAAUUUAAGUAUUUUUUACGUUCCCAUUACACACGAUUGUAAACCAUAUCAUUAAUAACUGUA
This is a messenger RNA of Bactrocera dorsalis (oriental fruit fly), 1496 nucleotides long. RefSeq lists its product as uncharacterized. The record is from RefSeq and is a predicted model, not a curated record. Lineage: Eukaryota; Metazoa; Arthropoda; Insecta; Diptera; Tephritidae. The transcript has 4 exons. Bases 249 to 881 code for a protein of 210 amino acids.